AUGGCGCCAAACAUCCUCGACACCGCUGGGCCUUCGCAAAAGAGAGCACAGCGGACCAUCCCUCGCAUUAUUCCUGCCGUGCCAUUGGCGCUCUCUCGUGCCCCGCCGUCAACGCGCCCAAUUACUCCCGAGGAGACAGUGGCCGAACCUACAGCGGUGAGCCAAGAGACGCAGGAGUCGCACCUGCAUGCUUUGACGGAGAAGAAGGACAAUGAUCAGGCCACUGGAGGUAUGCAAGCGCCUCUUACACCUGAGUCUAAAGCAUCUGCUAUCAACAGUGCCGGCUCCGAGGAAGAGGUGCUUGCAAGCUCACCAUCGGAAGCUCGACUCCAUGACGCUGAGGAGCCGCUUCAUACCCGAGCUCCUAGUGUAGAGGAAGAGCAAACCGCCGUCGACGACGUGUCUUCUACCUCUUCUGUCGAACAGAACACUAUCGCUAUGAACGGCACCCACCCUACAGCUACCCCGCCUGCACAGUUUCCUCCCCCCUUCUACCCUUCUGAGAGAUCCACCGCUCAGGCGACUACCUACGAAGCUGCCCAUGUGUCUCCCGUACAUGCUUCAACCAACGUUCACUCCCACCGCCCACAACCGAGCCUUGAAGGUAUUGUCUUUGGCGCUGCUCAAGAGUCUCCCGCCAUGCCUUCUACUCCGCAUGAAGCUGAGCCUGAGGUGCGCCCUCAGCAGUAUAUUCCCCGCCCUGCUCCUGGAUUUGCAUCUCCACAAUUCGCUUCGCCCUUCUAUCCAGGCCAUGCGCAUCACCCCUCAGACGCCGCAGCACCAUGGCUGUAUCCUGCAUAUACUAUGGCACCACCAGACGCUCUCUACGGUCACGGCAGAGAUUACCAUGCUCCAUCCUUUGCUGACCAUGCUGCACUCCACGGUGUGUACCAGGGUCAUUUACCCCCUCGCGCACCAGUUGCCACAAAUGGUACCAGCCACACUCCAAAAUCUCCCACGCUCUCGCCUACCAAGUCUCAGCCUGGAGACAUCGGUUCAGAGCACGGCGGCGACUCUCAUGUGAUUCCCUUCCAGAAUGGUGCCAGCAUCCCCGUUGUGGAUACUAAGCUUGAAGACACACCAUUCGAGCUCGCCGCUUACUUGUCAUCACAAUUUGGAAAUCCUGAGUAUGCCGAUUAUAUCCUGCAGAUACACUCGGAUGGCGCUAAGCUCAUAUCCUUGCCUGUUCACGGCAUCGUGGUGGCUCGAAGUCGGGCUAUUGCCACCGCGAUUCGUUCUGCGACUCCAGUUCUAAGAUCAAAAGACUCGCGGGCCUUAAUCGACAUCUUCAUCUCUAACAAGACAGUCACUGCCGAGGCCCUCACUGAAUCUAUCAAAAUUUUGUACGGAUCCCCGUUGUUGUCCCUUGACUCUUUCCUCUAUGGACUGCAACCGUAUCAUACCGACGGAGAACAAGCGUCUACAUUCGGAGAGGCUCGCAAGCGCAUGAAUCAGGCCUUGAGCUAUGCAGCUGCAGGCGAAGUGCUCCAACUACAUAGUAUGACGGUCCGCGGAGCUGAAAUUGCCAAAGCCUUGUUGCGAUGGGAUACGUUCGACCAAGCUCUUUGCUUAGCUCUUGGAGGAGGCAUGCCCUUCGCUAAUGAGCCGUCGUCUUCCCGUCAUAAUAUGACUGCUCAUAACCAAAACCACCGAGGCACAUAUGGUUCCUACAAGACUCCCUUGUUGUACGACGUCAUUGACUGGCUCGCCUAUAACUUCCCUGUCGACUUCCAGCUGUUCACUCUCGCGCCCGAGCUGAGCCAAAAACCGAGAAUACCAAGCGUUGUCGAACUUCGGCACCCCACGCAUAAUCCACGUUUGAGCAAGAUCCGGUUCGGAGAUGUUCCACCUGAGGAUGACAUGCAGCCAACCUACAUUACCAAGAUUCUCUCUAGUGUUAUCUUCUCUCUGCCUUUACCUGUACUCGAAUACCUGUUCAAUCACCCCACUCUUGCCAAUCGGCUUGGCUGGAGUGUAGUGGUACAGGUUAUGCGGGCCACGGUUGAGGAGCGCGAAAAUCGUCGUAGGAAAGCCUUGAGGCAUCAGAUCAGGCCAGCACAGGACGGCACCUUAUUAGAGGCGCUCCUGGAGAAUUUAUACUGGGAGGAACGGGUCGAAUCCUCUUCAGAACACAGCUCUGGGUACAAACUUACAGAGAAUCGCGUAACGAGUCAUGUUUAG
This is a messenger RNA of Lindgomyces ingoldianus, 2181 nucleotides long. RefSeq lists its product as uncharacterized. The transcript is spliced from 2 exons. Bases 1 to 2181 code for a protein of 726 amino acids. The record is from RefSeq and is a predicted model, not a curated record. NCBI's taxonomy places the organism in Eukaryota, Fungi, Ascomycota, Dothideomycetes, Pleosporales, Lindgomycetaceae.